AUGGUUACUUCAUCUGAGGAGGCCAGCCCUGGGCGUCUCGGUGAGGGUGUGAAGCUCAUCUUUGAUCAGAAGGCUCCACACGGUCGCAGGUCCUCUCGCUCCAGCAGCAGCAGUGACAGCUCGUUCUCCAGCAGCAAGGGGGGCCGCUCCUCCCGCAGGUCACGGAGCUCAUCCUCCGACAGUGGCUCUUCCUCACACUCUCGCUCCCAUCCACGCUGCUCAGGCCGCUCACGCUGCCGUCACAGGCGCCAUUCUCCUCCUCGCCACUACCGGGCUCACUCCCGCUCUUACAGCCCUUCUCCUGAGCGUUCCUCCCACCGCAGGCGCUACCAUCGCCGCAGGCGCUCUCCAUCCCUCUACAGCUACUCCAGACGUUCUCUGUCCCGAUCCCGCUCUCGCAGUCGCUCCCCGGUCUACUGGAGGGGAAGCAGGUUUGUGGGGAGGUACCGGUGCCGUUUCUCCCGCUCACCCAGGAGUUCCAGAGAUUACAGAAGCCGGUCUCGCAGCCAAAAAUGUUAUACAUACAUAAACAAAACCCUGGCCUCUGUUAAGACCUGCUGA
Sinocyclocheilus grahami is the source of this 561-nucleotide messenger RNA. RefSeq names its product arginine/serine-rich protein 1-like. The transcript has 2 exons. NCBI's taxonomy places the organism in Eukaryota, Metazoa, Chordata, Actinopteri, Cypriniformes, Cyprinidae. The record is from RefSeq and is a predicted model, not a curated record. Bases 1 to 561 code for a protein of 186 amino acids.